AUGUCCGUAUGGCAAAGUCCCUCGCUUCAUGAAGGCAACCUGAGCAAGGAGCAUUCCAGCGCUGGCGACAGCGUCCUGGGCGUUGCCUUUAUCGCGCCUCGUACUCUUUUCCCUUCAGCUCCCACGACUCUCGAUAGCCUUUGCAAUAGAGACUCGGCAUAUAUUCUCUUCAUCAUGAGCGCUUCUCCGUCGGGCCAGUCGAACGGCCGAACUCCAACCCCCGGCAGCGGUGUUCCCCAGUUUAUUCGCAAGUCCAAACCUGCAGAUCCUCUGAGGCCACGCCAGAAACCGCGUCAGAAGCUUGUUCUACAGAAAUUACCACCUGGCGCCCCUGGGCCGAAACCUAAGGGACCCGGGGCGCCUGCCCGACCGGGUCCAGCGCGACAAUAUCCCGUGAAUGGCACCGCGCCUCAGAAACCACAAUCUGGAUCGCAACCAUCUACUAUCAAUGGUGCCAAUGCCCCGAAAUCACACGGUGGUUGGACCAACGCGCCAACAGGACCCUACCAAGAUUUCCCUCUGUACACGACCAAACGAGCUCUCCGUGAAGGCAUAAGGCAUCAUAUUUCGAGAUUCGCUACGAAGAAGGAUAUCGACCCCGUAAACCAAGAUGAGUUUACGCGGCCAGUGGUCCUGCAUAGAAGAGACCCUAGACAGCCCCCUCCAGGGAAGGCCGCCAAAGAAGAGGAGCUUGCCCCCGAUGAGUUGAUGGAUUCCAAGGAGCGAGAGAAGUUGGAGAUAAUGAAGGCCGAGAAGGAAGCCCGGAGAGCAGCAGAUUUAGCGCAGAUUGCCCCGACCGGAAAUAAUGCCGCGGCGCUGGCGGCGAAGAAAACCCAAUCUUUCCGAAAUGAGAAGACAACCCAAGUGUAUCGGCUAGACAAGACCGAGGAACAGAAGAAAGCUUCCGAUUUGAGAUAUGAAGAAGCACUACCAUGGCACCUGGAGGAUGCGGACAACAAGAACACCUGGGUUGGAAAUUACGAGGCCGCUCUAUCGCAUACUAACGUCAUCUUCGUCAUCGAUGGAUCAAGGUUCUUGAUGAUUCCGAUUGAGAAGUGGUACAAGUUUACUGCUAAAAACCAGUUCAAGACCCUCACAAUAGAAGAGGCAGAGGCGCAAUUGAACAAAAAGACAAGAGAGCCUCGAUGGGUCAUGAGGGAUAACGAGAAGAAGGGCGCAGAAGUGGGACCGAUGCAUAAACUGUUUACCGUCAAGUCAGAAAGCAAAACGUUCCUGAAUGCUAGCAAGGGCGAGAGGCAGGAUAUGGACGACCUUGACUUCGCUGAGUCCGAUCUGUUCCAAGAUGAUGAUGAGCAGCCAACCCUUGAACCCGACCAUGAUGAGGAGUCAAAAGAGGCGCAGACCAAGAUCAAGCGUGAGCAACUAGGAGCCAAUUUUUUCGGUCAGGCGAACGAAGUAGAAGUCGAGCGAGAGCUUGAGCAGGAGGAAAAGGAUACCGAGCAACAGAGAAAACUUGGCAAGAAGGUUCGGAAAGCUUUGACACGGCGCGAGAGAAAUCUCAUCUAUGAAAGUGAUUCUGAUCAUCCUUAUUCUGAAACGAGCGAGGAUGACACAUCGGACGAGGAGAAACAAAAAGAGAUCGACCGCAGAAAGGAUGAGGAAGCCAAAGCUAAGUCGAAGCUUCCUUCCGGCGCGUCAUCUAAAGGGACAAAUACGCCCUCUGGCAGACCCAAACACACCGAUCCUUUGAAGAAAGCCAAAAAUGCCCUCAAGAGGUCUGGUUCUCCAAACCUCUCGGAGUCUUCAGGGAACGAGUCUGUCCGAAAGAAGCACAAGAAGAAGCAUGGCACCCCCCAGCCUUCGGGUACAAGCACACCAGUUCCCGGCUCCCGGCCUAUGUCACCGGCCCCUUCAGGGUCGCAACCUGGUCAGAGCCAGCGAAGGUCUUCGGUCGUGAAACUUAACGUGAAUCCAUCAAAACUCACGGAAAUCCAGGCUGCUCCUCCCAACCCAAGCCAUGGCGGUUCGAUGAGUGACGGUGAAGCUACUGGCGGGGAAAUGUCUGAUGGUGGCAAGAAGAAAAAGGUCAAGCUCCGUCUUAAUGCGUCGCCCGCGGGAUCGCGCGCAGGAAGUCCAGAUCCAGCUAGGGCUAGAUCAAUUGGAGCUGGUGGAAGCCGUGCAGGCAGCCCUUCGACAGCGCCAGAUACUUCCCGCGCACAGUCACCGGGGGCGGGCCCUAUUCAGCCACACGAGAUAGCAGCAGCACUGCCUCCGUCCGGUAUCUUGAUUGGAGAGCUGAUGAAAAGAUUCGCCGGUAGAGUUGGCGAUGGUCCUGGGCAGACGCCCAAAAAGGACUUCAUUCAGCUUGUGAAAGUGAACUCGAAGUAUGGACCAGACAGGAUUUUGCGGCCCAAAUAG
This is a messenger RNA of Venustampulla echinocandica, 2379 nucleotides long. RefSeq lists its product as uncharacterized. Gene Ontology annotation, cellular component: nucleus; transcription factor TFIIF complex. Gene Ontology annotation, molecular function: TFIIF-class transcription factor complex binding; RNA polymerase II general transcription initiation factor activity; DNA binding. The transcript is spliced from 3 exons. The record is from RefSeq and is a predicted model, not a curated record. Lineage: Eukaryota; Fungi; Ascomycota; Leotiomycetes; Helotiales; Pleuroascaceae. Gene Ontology annotation, biological process: positive regulation of transcription elongation by RNA polymerase II; transcription initiation at RNA polymerase II promoter. Bases 1 to 2379 code for a protein of 792 amino acids.